ACUCGCGCGGAUCGUCAAUAAGCUGCUGUCAUUUAGGCGACGGACGAAAAGCGUGCGAACGCAAAACCUGCUGGAACCGGAGAAGUUGAGUCGCUUUACCAUGUUAACACUGACUUUAAGACAACUGAUCAAGCCGCUGGUCCGGUGUGUUCCCGCCGUCAGAUCCCAGCACUCAGCGCCGGUGGCGUGGGCCGAUGAUGAGCGCCAGUGGACGGGUCAGGAGAGUCUGGCUCAGGACGACCCGCAGAUGUGGGAGCUUCUGAUGAAGGAGAAGGACAGGCAGUGCCGGGGACUCGAGCUCAUCGCCUCAGAGAACUUUUGCAGUCGAGCGGCUCUCGAGGCUCAGGGUUCGUGUCUCAACAACAAGUACUCUGAGGGAUACCCGGGAAAAAGGUAUUACGGCGGCGCUGAGGUGGUGGAUCAGAUCGAGCUGCUCUGCCAGAAGAGGGCGCUGGAGGCGUUCGAUCUCGACCCGUCGCUGUGGGGUGUAAACGUCCAGCCGUACUCCGGCUCUCCGGCGAACUUCGCCGCUUAUACAGCCGUCCUGAAGCCUCACGAGAGGAUCAUGGGCCUCGACCUGCCCGACGGGGGACAUCUCACUCACGGAUACAUGUCUGACGUCAAGCGGAUCUCGGCCACUUCCAUCUACUUCGAGUCGAUGCCCUACAAACUCAACGUGAGUCUGUGAGUCUGUGAGUCUGUGAGUGUGUGAGUGUGUGAGUGUGUGAGUGAGU
Messenger RNA from Rhinichthys klamathensis goyatoka, 734 nucleotides. RefSeq names its product serine hydroxymethyltransferase, mitochondrial-like. Gene Ontology annotation, cellular component: BRISC complex; cytoplasm; cytosol. The record is from RefSeq and is a predicted model, not a curated record. Lineage: Eukaryota; Metazoa; Chordata; Actinopteri; Cypriniformes; Leuciscidae. Gene Ontology annotation, biological process: L-serine catabolic process; folic acid metabolic process; purine nucleobase biosynthetic process. The transcript is spliced from 5 exons. Bases 101 to 688 code for a protein of 195 amino acids. Gene Ontology annotation, molecular function: mRNA regulatory element binding translation repressor activity; cobalt ion binding; pyridoxal phosphate binding.